AAGAUAAUGGGAAUGGUCACACAAUCUUCUUCUUAUAUUAACUUCUCUCUCCCGUAGCCUUUCUUCUACUCUUCUUCUCAUAUUCCUCUUCCUUUUUCUUUCCUUAUAUCGAGAAAAGCCUCUGCCUCAUAUAGAGAUAACUAAACAGAACAGAGCAAGAACUAUACAGCCAUAACAAUGGCUGUCACAAAACUUAUUCUCUUUGCUUCUGCAUUACUUCUAACAGCUCUAUUUAUCGGCGUUAAUGCAUCCAGGUCCAAUGAAACAUGGCAUGAACAUGCAGUUGAGAACCCAGAUGAAGUCGCUGCCAUGGUGGACAUGUGAGUUUUCUCUAUAAAACAAAAGAUAUUCCACGAAUAUAUUUACAACUAUCUUAUGUGAUGUCUUGUAUAUAAAUUAGCUAAUAAUCCUUUUUAGUCUAUCGAAAAAAACUCAAGUCUUACUCGCAUAAAUAAAAUAAAACAAAAAAGAAAAUAAAACUCUUACUUCCAGGGUAUAUCAUCUCGUGAAACUUUUCUGAAAAUGAAAUAAUUAAUCCAUUCAUGUUUGAUAUUUCUUUUAAUCGAGAAAAAACAGGUAAGUAGAAUUUAUGACAAAACAGAGCUCACAUGAAGUUCUCUUGAAAAAGUUUGACACAUCACUUUCAUAUUCUAGUCAAAAUGGGUCCUCCCCAAAGCCACAUUCCUCUGACUAUUCCCUUUUCUUUCUCCUUUUCCAUUAUCAUAAAUAAGUUCAAUAAUGAUUUUUCUUAGAUAAUUACUAGUUUUUCAUCAAAGAUAACCUCUGAUUGCUUAACACAAUGAAACUAUUUUAGAUAAUUAAUUAGGCUUUUUUGGGUUUAAAAUUUAGAUCAUUUAGUUAAACGGUUAACAGAUAUUUGUAUAAGUUGGUUAUUGAUUUAUAGUAGUAGAUUCUAAUGACACCGACAUACUAUAAUUACAGAAAGUUCAUUUCCGAAUUAACCUAAAAGAAAAUAAAUCCGGACUUGACACAACUUUUUACCCUUUUUCACUUUCCUCAACACCUAAAAAGGAAUUUCUUUUAAAAAACGGUUCUAGUCAUAAUUGCAUAAUAUAAGUUUUACAAGAUCUAUAUGUAUGUUUAUGUUCAAUUGUGGUGUGUGAGAGGUACUUUAUGCUUAUUCUCCUACUACUCACAUAGUCACAUGUAAGCAAGUCUUCGGUAGCUUCUGCACCAAAGGCAAUCAUGCAUUUUGAUCAUACAAUAUCUAUUUUAAAAUAAAAUUUGAUAGUGAAAAAUGUUGUGUGGUAUUAUUGAGAGGCAUUGGUCCAGUCUUGAGAACAUGUGUAAUGUUUCAGUACUAAUCUUUGAAACAAUGAUUUGCCAGCCCAUGCACAUGCUCGUGUCACAUGCAAUGACAUAUACUCUUCAUUACAUGUUUUUUCUUUCUCUUGUUCUUUUAUAAGAAAAUCAACAACAAUUCGUUGGACUUGGAUUUUUCAUUAGUCGAUAGAUAUAACCAAUUAACCAUAUAAAUAAUUUUCUUAUGAUAACGAUACACACACACUCUGUCUUGAGUUUGAUCUUCUACAAGAUCUUAUUUACUUGUUUUUAUUUUCGGUAAAAACAAACUUACAAACCAAACUCAACAUGAAAAAAAUAAAAAUAAAAUUGGUAAACAAAACAAAAAAGAGGAGCAUUCGAAACAGCACAGAGCGGAGAAGAUUAGGUUACUUCUCCUGCGCCACCGGCAACCCAAUCGACGAUUGCUGGCGUUGCGACCGCAAAUGGCAGCUCCGUCGCAAACGUUUAGCCGAUUGCUCAAUCGGAUUUGGCCGCAACGCAAUCGGAGGCCGCGACGGUCGUUUCUACGUCGUAACCGACCCUGGAGACGACGAUCCCGUUAAUCCCAUACCGGGAACACUCCGUCACGCCGUGAUUCAAGACGAACCACUCUGGAUCAUCUUCAAACGCGACAUGGUUAUAACCUUGAAGCAAGAGCUGAUCAUGAACAGCUUCAAAACCAUCGAUGGUCGUGGUGUCAAUGUUCACAUCGCUAAUGGAGCUUGUCUCACGAUUCAAUACGUUACGAACAUUAUUGUCCAUGGGAUUCAUGUCCAUGACUGUAAGCCUACGGGUAACGCUAUGGUUAGAAGCUCUCCGUCCCAUUAUGGGUUUAGAUCAAUGGCUGAUGGUGACGCGAUCUCGAUUUUUGGAUCGAGUCAUAUCUGGAUUGAUCACAAUUCGCUUUCUAAUUGUGCUGAUGGACUUGUUGACGCUGUUAUGAGCUCCACCGCCAUUACUGUCUCAAACAAUUUCUUCACCCACCACAAUGAGGUUAUGUUGUUGGGGCAUAGUGAUUCAUACACAAGAGACAAGGUGAUGCAAGUUACAAUUGCUUACAACCAUUUUGGUGAAGGUUUAAUCCAGAGAAUGCCAAGAUGUAGGCAUGGAUAUUUCCAUGUAGUUAACAAUGACUACACUCAUUGGGAAAUGUAUGCAAUUGGUGGUAGUGCUGGUCCAACCAUCAACAGUCAGGGCAAUCGAUUUCUUGCUCCAGUCAACCCAUUUGCUAAGGAGGUGACUAAGAGAGAGUACACAGGAGAAUCGAAAUGGAAGCACUGGAAUUGGAGAUCAGAAGGAGAUCUUUUCUUAAACGGAGCAUUUUUCACACGUUCUGGAGCUGGAGCUGGAGCCAACUAUGCCAGAGCUUCGAGUUUAUCAGCCAAAUCAUCCUCACUCGUCGGCACCAUGACCUCUUACUCAGGUGCUCUUAACUGCAGAGCCGGUCGUCGAUGUUAAUUGAUCAAGAAUCAGAAGAAAAAAAACCUUUUUUUGGUUGUGCAGUAGUCGACAAGUUUACCCGUAUCAGGCCCUAUGUCUUUUCUUCUUCACUUUUUUUUUUUUGUUUUCACUCUUGGGGUCUCUUGCGAUAUAUGCUUCCUAGUGGAUGCGGAGGCCUAAUUUAAACGGCUUCAACUGUAAUAUAAAGUUGUAUGAUUAAUUCUUUUCACCUCUAUUGAUAUAAAGUUGUUUCAUUAGUCGUUAUCUCGCUUUACUGGCCUUAAAGCACUAAAUGUACUUUGG
Molecule: messenger RNA, 3048 nt
Organism: Arabidopsis thaliana (thale cress)
Lineage: Eukaryota; Viridiplantae; Streptophyta; Magnoliopsida; Brassicales; Brassicaceae
Product: Pectin lyase-like superfamily protein
Exons: 6
Coding region: 1612-2763 (383 amino acids)
Biological process (GO): pectin catabolic process
Molecular function (GO): pectate lyase activity
Source: RefSeq, marked reviewed